GAGUCAUGCAUCAGCAGAAACCAGAGCAGGUCUGAGCCCAUUCCCACUGAGGUGAUAUUAGAGAUGGUGAAGCGCUUGGAGUCUCCAAAUCCACAGAAGAACCCAUGGGAGACAAAAAGCAUUUACCUCAACACUACAGACAAUUUGUCCAAAUGUGACAUCCAGAAGGUAAUGGAGUUGAUCUCCUCUGCACUGAGCAACCCGCUGAGCCCUGUAGAGGACAACACUGAACAAAAGGAAGCCGCCCGUCUGAAAUGUGCCUCUAGUGUGGUCCACCAGGCUGACCAGGCCUGUCGACGCCUGAUCUCUGAGGCCAUGAAGACUGCCAGAGAAAAUCAAGUGUCCUCUGGACACAUGAGGUCUCUGGCGACCCAGCUGAAUGAAUCCAAAGCAACAUUUCUUCACAACCUGCGAAAACAGUUGCUUCAGGAAACGUCGCUCACUCAAGAAGAGGACUUUGAUGUGGAACGUGUGGUGAAAAGAGCAGUGGAUGUUUUCGACCACGAGAAAAAGGAGAUCUUGCUGAGAAUCAUAAAUGACCAUAAAUGACUUUUUUCCACAAAGCAAUAUUUAAUUGCAUCCAGUCAUUAGUGAAUGUGUGUAAUUUGUAUUUAAUUAAAUGUAAAUAAAAUGCUGGUUACCUCAGUUCUUGGAACAUUGUGGCAUCAUUUUAUUUAGAAAGAAAAACUUGAAAGAAAUAUUUUUUAAACACUCAAUAAGCUACUGUGUAGUGGCCAUGUAUGUGGUUUCUGCAAAUAUGGUGUGAAGUGUUGAUCAGAUAACAUCUUGUUUGUCAGGAUACACGUGAUAUGAGUUUAAAUUGAUAAGAGCCCAUUAAUCUCAAAGUUACUAUCUUCUGUCCAAAAUAAGUUAAUCACAUACAAACAACUUAACCAACUGAAUAAGUCUUUACUUUAGACCAAGAUUACAAAUACUCUUAUUAUUAUUU
Messenger RNA from Seriola dumerili (greater amberjack), 949 nucleotides. RefSeq names its product L-seryl-tRNA(Sec) kinase-like. Lineage: Eukaryota; Metazoa; Chordata; Actinopteri; Carangiformes; Carangidae. The record is from RefSeq and is a predicted model, not a curated record. The transcript has 4 exons. Gene Ontology annotation, molecular function: kinase activity; tRNA binding. The annotation marks the transcript as partial.